This is a messenger RNA of Chelonus insularis, 3531 nucleotides long. Its product is annotated as bromodomain-containing protein DDB_G0280777-like. The record is from RefSeq and is a predicted model, not a curated record. Bases 326 to 2257 code for a protein of 643 amino acids. Lineage: Eukaryota; Metazoa; Arthropoda; Insecta; Hymenoptera; Braconidae. The transcript is spliced from 3 exons.
UUAGCUAUGGAUCUCCAGGAAUAUUGGUCAUAAAUAUUGAUUUGCAUUGAUUGUAUUGGUCAUAAAAAAAUAAAUUGUCACACAAUUUUUAAAUGGUUAACGAAAAAGUGGGUCAUUCUCAUCGUUCAUAAGAAUAUUGUUGUCAGACAGGAGCUUGGACGAAAGUGGUGAGAGUGCAAAGGCAUUUCUCGAGGCAAAUAAACUACAGCUCAACGAUGUUGUUCGGCAACGAGAUUAGGAGAGCCAUACCAAUCGUUUGAUCAUCUUUGAGGAGUAAAAACCGCGCGAGAUCCGUUCGUGAAUCAACGAAUUAUAUUCAGUCAAAAUGCGUUUGGUAAUUGCGAUUAUUUUGGUAAAUGCCUUGAUUGUCUUAACGGAAGCUACUGCAACUUCAAACAGUGACCUUCCACCAUUGAAAAUUGACAAAAAUUUACGUCAAGCUUUAUUAAAAGCUCUUGAAGAUUUAGAAACCGAAUCAGCUGAGCAAAAAGAUUCACUAACACCAGAAGAUUUGUUAAAGAAAUUGCAAGAGCAACCAAUUGAACCUGAGGAUUCUACAACUGUUCCGAACAUAGAGGAUCGUCAUGCUGAUGAUGCUUUUAUAACAUUUGAAAAAUAUCCCGGAGAUUGUACUGAAAAUGAUUCAAAAGACGAAGAAGAUAAACUACAAAAUUCAUCAUUUGAGACGGAAAGAGUAAUUGUAAAUGAUUUUACAAUAUCGAAAGACCAAGCUCCAAAACUCGAAAAAGUUGUAUUUCAAAAGUAUGAUAAUAAUCAAUUAAAUAAUAAUCAACCAUCAUCAACGAUUCAAAAAAAAAUUUCUGAGUCUGAAUCUGUUGAAAUAGAAAAAAUUGAAUCUAAAAGUUUUAAAAAUGGUAUUUUAUCUAAUAUAAUUGAUGAUACACCAAAACAUAAAUCUUUAAGUCACGAAAAAGAUGGAUUAGCUACAAGUUCAAGUAAUGGAAUAGCAUCAGUAAAUGUUUUAAUAUCACCAAGCCCAACAGCUGCAAGUUUAGUUGCGAAAAAUACUAGCACCCAAGUGUUACAAUCAACAACAGAACGGCUUUCUUCAACGGAGUCAGAGAAGAAAGAUAGUUCUGAAGUGAACAUUUACCCAGUGCCUUUGGUUGCAGCAUUUACAGUUCAACAAGAUGAGCGAGGUAUUGCUAAGAGUGUUGUUCCUAUUUAUAAACCUAAUGGUCUUGAUGCACUAACACUUCAAGAACAGUUGGAAUUCAAACAGAAAUUAUUAGAAAAACAAUUAGCAGAACUUCAAGAACAACAGUAUCACCAAACACAAUUUUUAUUGAGACAACAACAACUUUAUCAAGAGCAACAAAGACAAAAGCAACAACUCUAUUAUCAAGAGCAAGCAAGAUUGAAGUUACUUGAAGAACAAAAGUAUCAUCAAUUAAAACAACAAUCCUUACAAUCACAGGUAUCACCCCUUCAACAACAACAACAACAACAAAAACUCCAACAACAACAAUUAUCCUUACAAGCUCAAGCAUUAUCUCAACAACAGCUGCCUCUGCAAGCUCAAUCGUUACCUCAGCCAUUGGCUUUACAGGCUCAGACAUUAUCGCAGCAAAUAUUACCUUUGCAACAACAACAACAAAAACAACAGUUAUCAGUACAACAGCCCCUCGGCGCUUUUUCUCAUCACAAUCCUUUGUCGUUUCAACUUCCAGCAAAGACAUCGAAUGUUCAGUUUCAACCUAGUUUAGCAUUUCAACUACCAAAUACUAUAACACCUCCAAAUUUUAAUCAACAAAUCCAUUUAGACAGGUAUAAAUUACCUCAGGCGGCUUCACAUCAAUCACUUUUACUCCAAAAUCAACAGACAUUGCCAAGAUUGCAAACAAUACCGCAAGAGCAAAAGUUUCAACAAACUUUUGAAUUUCAACCAUCAGUAGCUACAAGAUUUAAUCGCCAAGAAGGACAUGAGUCCGUGGGAAAUUUUGGAAUAAAUGACAACAGACAACUACCAUCAAGAAAUAAUGCCUUUUUAGAAUUACCAAGCCGAGUACCUGCACAAUUUGUCACACCAUUCAAUCAGUAUAGACAUCGACCUUCACCAUCAGCUGCUAAUCAGAUUCAGCAACUUUUAUAUCAAUCUGGAGUAGCUGGUGAUUUUGGGAAAUACCAAGGAAAUAGUAAUCCAGAAGACUUAAACAUUGUUUCUAAAGUAUUGGCACUUAAUGUUGGCGCAGUUCCUGCAAAAAGUAUUAACAAAGAUUUCUUUGGAAGAGCGUGAAGACGCCAUUGCCACUGCUACCGCCGUAACAUUGCAAUUGAUUCAUCGUAUUUAUUUUAUCAAGGAAAAAGUUAAAAGAAUCCGUGAAAGCAAAACUCAUGUUUGCCAACUCAUAUAGUUUCUCUCUUAUUUUUUUUUUUUUUUCGUCACAAUGUCUUUUAUUUAUAUUUUUUUUUUAAUAUAUUUUUAAAUUUCAUUAAUAUAACAUGUAAGUAUGUGUAUGUGUAUGUCUGUGUGUGAUAGAGAAAUAAUACCUUUUACAUCGUCGUUAUUGUAAUAAUGAUAACAAGGAAGCUGCCAUCGUCAACAUUAAUGAUAUUAAUUAGAAAAAGUCACUCGGGAAGCGUACAUUCUUUCUGAGAGCAAAACACGGGAAUCCUUCUGUUUAUAUAUAAUGUAAACCUCUAGGAUUACCGUACUUUUAAUAGACUACUUUAGGAUAAAAGCAGUUACAUAAACAAUUAGGUUGCUUUGUACAACGACGUAAUUACUUUUCUCACCAUGAUUUUUUUUUUUUUUUCAUUCUUUUUCAAUUCUUAUUUUCUUAUUAUUUGUUCCUUUUAUCAAGAUGAUAAUGUUUUGUACUGUGGACGAUGAAACGGUUAAUGAGAAAUUGGAAUAAAAUUAAUUACUUUUUAAGUAGGCUGAAAGAUGUAGCGAAAUGAUUGUAAUAAUGUUGAUGAUGGUGGUGAUUCCUACAAACAAUUAGUCAACUGAUUUAAUCAACUAACUUGCGAUUAAAUACAAAAGAAUACGCAAUGCGUGGUAACGUGCUCAAAAAAAAUCUAUCUUUGUAAAUCUUAUAUAAUUUUAAUUCAAAAAUGUAUCUUUAUUUAUGAUUAUUAAUAGUCGUCUAUUGUACAGUUGUUAAAUGAUCUUUAGACGCCAAGGUUAAAGGUGAUUUGAUGUGAAACAUGCGACGAUUUGAAAUUGAAACUAAAACUUUCUCUGCACUUGCCGUUAGGAUUGCGGGAGUGUACGAUCUUACACGAGAAUUGAGCUGCUGUUUCAAGAAGAUUCACCGCUAACUAUAGUAAACUAAACGGAUACUAAUAAGUGAAACGUCCUCAAUUUUGAAAACACCUUUGGCAUAAAUUUUAAAUUUCUCUCAUUCAGUGACAUAAAGUAAUCACUUUAUUUUACUUUUCUUUCUUCAUUUUAUAUACCGAUUAUUUUAUUUUUUCUUAUACCAAAAUAUUAAAAAUUCUUUUUAGCUUACGCAAUCGUUAUAUGUAAAAGAAUUCACAUCUUUUUCCUUUGGGAAAGAAGUUAAU